This is a messenger RNA of Chiroxiphia lanceolata (lance-tailed manakin), 3823 nucleotides long. RefSeq names its product histone deacetylase 7 (gene HDAC7). Lineage: Eukaryota; Metazoa; Chordata; Aves; Passeriformes; Pipridae. Gene Ontology annotation, cellular component: histone deacetylase complex. Bases 146 to 3298 code for a protein of 1050 amino acids. Gene Ontology annotation, molecular function: histone deacetylase activity. Gene Ontology annotation, biological process: chromatin organization; negative regulation of transcription by RNA polymerase II. The record is from RefSeq and is a predicted model, not a curated record. The transcript is spliced from 25 exons.
CGGAGUCGGCACGGGAUGACUCAGUGCUGAGAGUCCCCUCGGUGGCCCUGUUGCAUCUCAGCCGCCCCAGAAGCCGCCUCGGACGCUCUCCCCGCCCCGCCGGCCGCGGGAUGCGCGGCGGGGAUGGAGCAGAAGUGAGCGUGGGAUGCGCAGCGGCGGCUUCCCGGGAGCGGAACCCGCUGGAUGUUCUCGGCUGAAGGGCUCCCUCGCCCUGGGGAUGUUCAGCCCCUCCUCCGCCGUGCCCCCCCCGUGCGCGUCCCCGCGGGGGCCCCAGGCCGUGCCCAUGGACCUGCGGCUCGGGCAGCGCGUGGUGAAGCCCGGCUCGGACACGGCCCUGCUGACCCUCAAACACACCCAGCAGCUCCAGCACCAGCUCUUCCUGGCCAGCCUGCACCAGCAGCAAGUGGAGCAGCUCGCCCACCAGCACGUCAGGGUGGCCAUGGAGUCCCCGCACCACGAGGCUGAGCCGGGGCAGCAGGAGCAGGAGCUCAGGCAGCUCCUCAACAAGGACAAGAGCAAGCGAAGUGCCGUGGCCAGCACGGUGGUGAAGCAGAAGCUGGCCGAGGUCAUCCUCAAGAAGCAGCAGGCGGCCCUGGAGAGGAGCAGCAACCCCAACCCCGCAGCCCUGCCCUACAGGUCUCUGGAGCCUCUGGACCCCGAGGGCGCUGCCCCCACCGUGCUCAGCACCUUCCUGCCCCCCGUGCCCAGCGCCCCGCUGGACCCCCCGGAGCACUUCCCUCUGAGGAAAACGGCGUCGGAGCCCAACCUGAAGGUUCGCUGCAAGCCCAGGAAGUGCCUGGAGCGGCGCAAGAACCCCCUGACCCGCAAGGAGAGCGCUCCCCCCUCGCUCAAGAGGCGCCCGCCCGAGCCCAUCGACUCGUCCCCCAGCAGCAGCAGCACCCCCGUGUCUGGGUGCAGCUCCCCCAACGACAGCCUGCCCUCGGAGCACGGAGCCCUUCCCAGCGCCCCUGGGAUGGCCCACGAGCCCCCCCUGGCCCAGCGGCUGCGGCUCCAGGAGAGCUCCCUGGCCCAGUUUGCCCUGCAGAGCGCGGCCUCCCUGCCCGCCCUCACCCUGGGGCUGCCAACCACUGCCACCGCCAGCGCCAGGGGCGAGUCGGAGCGCCGGCCCCUGCCCAGCCUGGCCCACCGGGUGCCGGUGCUGAACGGGCCCGUCCUGCCGGGCACCCACCCGGGCACCCACCCGGGCACCCACCCGGGCACCCACCCGGGCACCCACCCGCCCCUGUUCCUGCCCGCCAGCCUGGAGCAGCACGAGCCCGGCGGGUCCCUGUCCCCCCGCCUGCAGCCCCUCAUCAUCCUCGAGCCCUCGGUCACACACGCUCCCCUGGUGGCAGUGCCAGGCCUGGGCACGGUGCCCUUCCCCUUCGGCCCCUCCCUGAUCCCCGCCGAGCGCCUGGCACUGCCCGGGCACCACAAACCGCUGGGCAGGACCCGCUCGGAGCCGCUGCCCCAGAACCCCAAGGCCAUCCAGCAGCAACAGCUCCUGUUCCAGCAGCACCACGCCCAGUUUCUGGAGAGGCUCAGGCAGCAAACGCACCUGGGCAAGCGCGUGGUGAAGUCGAGCGAGAAGCCCCGGCUGCGGCAGAUCCCGUCCUCGGAGGACAUGGAGGCCGAGGGGACCCUUCCCGAGGCUGGCACGGAGGGCACCGACCCCGCCAGGACCCGCGGGGAGCCCCCCCGGCCGGGCAGCAGCGGGAAGGAGCCCGAGAGGACGCCGAAGGUGCUGCAGCCUCAGGACGAGCUGCUCCUGCAGCAGGCCUACCUGUGGGAUUCCUACCAGCGGGUGCAGCAGCAGCUCCUCAAGCGCCAGCCCCUGGACUCCCCCGCCGUGCCCACCCUGCCCACGGGGCACAGACCCCUCUCCCGGGCACAGUCCUCCCCUGCCACCGCCACCGUGUCCCUGCCUGCCCAGGACAGUGCCAAGGGCCUGGCCCUGCCCGUGCAGGAGCCGCCGGCAAAGCCACACUUCACCACAGGGCUGGUUUACGACUCGGUGAUGCUGAAGCACCAGUGCUCGUGCGGGGACAACAGCAACCACCCCGAGCACGCCGGCAGGAUCCAGAGCAUCUGGUCCCGCCUGCAGGAGCGGGGGCUGCGCGGCCGCUGCGAGUGCCUGCGGGGCCGAAAGGCCACCCUGGAGGAGCUGCAGUGUGUGCACAGCGAGCGCCACGUGUUCCUCUACGGCACCAACCCCCUGAACCGCCUCAAGCUGGACAACGGGAAGCUGGCGGGGAUCCUGUCCCAGCGGAUGUUUGUCAUGCUGCCCUGCGGAGGGCUGGGGGUGGACAGUGACACCAUCUGGAACGAGCUGCACUCGUCCAACGCUGCCCGCUGGGCCGCCGGCUCUGUCACCGAGCUGGCCUUCAGGGUGGCCACCAGGGAGCUCAAGAACGGCUUUGCCGUGGUGCGGCCACCCGGACACCACGCCGACCCCUCCACCGCCAUGGGAUUCUGCUUCUUCAACUCGGUGGCCAUCGCUGCCCGGCAGCUGCAGCAGAAGGGGAAGCUCAGCAAGAUCCUCAUCGUGGACUGGGACGUUCACCACGGGAAUGGGACUCAGCAGAUCUUCUACAGGGACCCCGAGGUUCUUUACAUCUCCCUGCACCGGCACGACGACGGCAACUUCUUCCCUGGCAGUGGAGCUGCUGACGAGGUGGGCUCCGGCCCCGGCGAGGGUUUCACCGUCAACGUGGCCUGGGCCGGGGGGCUCGACCCCCCCAUGGGGGACCCCGAGUACUUGGCUGCCUUCAGGACGGUGGUGAUGCCCAUCGCCCACGAGUUCUGCCCCGAGCUGGUCCUGGUGUCCGCCGGCUUCGACGCCGCCGAGGGCCACCCCCCGCCCCUGGGGGGCUACCGAGUGUCCGCCAAGUGUUUUGGCUACCUGACGAAGCAGCUGAUGAGCCUGGCGGGGGGGGCCGUGGUGCUGGCCCUGGAGGGGGGGCACGACCUGACGGCCAUUUGUGACGCCUCCGAGGCCUGUGUGUCUGCCCUGCUGGGGGACCAGCUGGAUCCCCUUCCCGAGGAGAGCCUGAGGCAGAAGCCCAAUCCCAACGCCGUGCGCUCCCUGGAAGCCGUGAUCCAGGCCCACAGGAAGUACUGGGUGGCCCUGCAGCGUUUCUCCUCCAAGCUCGGCUGCUCCUUCCUGGAAUUCCAGCGGGACCACGAGGCCGACGAGGUGGAGACGGUGACGGCGCUGGCCUCGCUCUCCGUGGCCGUCCUGGGGGACAAGAGGGCGCCCGAGGAGCCGAUGGAGGAGGAGGAGCCGAUGGCCCAGUGACAGUGGGGACUGUCCCCUGCUCCAGGACCUGCCCUUCCCUCCCGGCUCCCCCUUCGCCUCCUCAUCCUCCCUGCCCCAAGCCGUGGAAGGGCCUCCUGGACUCCUGGAAGGGACAAUUCCGGCCGUGUCCUGGGCUGGGGAGCGAGGGAGGAGCAGGAGCUCCCUCCCAGCCCCGGACUGUGCUCGUGGGGACCCCAAACCGGGCCCCAAAAAAACCCCUCUGGCUGAGGGGGCACAUGGAUGCAGGUCCCGGGAUCUCCCAGGCCGUGGGAAGGGGUGGAUCCUUCUCCUGGGAUCUCUCUGGCAUUAGGAAGGGGUGGAUCCUUCUCCUGGGAUCUCCCUGGCCCUGGGAAGGGGUAGAUCCUUCUCCUGGGAUCUCCCAGGCAAUAGGAAAGGAUGGAUCCUUCUCCUGGGAUCUCCCUGGCCCUGGGAAGGGGUGGAUCCUUCUUCUGGGAUCUCUCUGGCAAUAGGAAAGGAUGGAUCCUUCUCCUGGGAUCUCCCUGGCCCUGGGAAGGGGUGGAUCCU